Messenger RNA from Alternaria rosae, 1835 nucleotides. RefSeq lists its product as uncharacterized. The transcript is spliced from 4 exons. Bases 263 to 1702 code for a protein of 479 amino acids. NCBI's taxonomy places the organism in Eukaryota, Fungi, Ascomycota, Dothideomycetes, Pleosporales, Pleosporaceae. The record is from RefSeq and is a predicted model, not a curated record.
CUAUCCUGCCAACUCUCCACCGAUCCAUAUUUCGGUAUGAUUUCCCCUUGGCCCGGGUGAGAACGCUCAAGUGGGCACGUUCUGUGUUAUCGCAUGUCCACACGAGCGCCCUGCAGAUUGUUUGCUUGGUAUUUACUGUAAUACAUAACCUACUACCUUCAAACCUUCGUACGAAGCGCAGUCCGAGGCCACCCGCUAUCUUCUUUUCCUCGACUCUAUCAUUUUGACUUUCUUUUACGACACCUGCACAUGAGAUUUCCCAAUGCGGUUAAGAACUGUGAUAGCUUUUCUCGGGGCCUUCGUGGCUGCCGUUCAUGCUCAGAACCCGCUUGAGGCUCUGGCGGCACAUAUGCCCAAGUGCGCUCUGGCAUGUUUUAUGGAAGAGCUUCCCAAGUCGACAUGCGCCACGGACCUGACCUCGCAGUGCUUAUGCACCAACACUGCCCUCAAUCUUGCGGUAGCCGCCUGCUCGCAGAAGACAUGCACGAUAUAUGAGCUUAUGCAGACCAAGAAUAUCACUGAAGCAGGUUGCGGAGUACCUGUUCGCACCAAAGGUGACUCUUUCAUGGCAAUUGGCAUCGCCGGAGCUGUUGUGGCUAUACUAUCCUUCAUACUGAGGAUGGCCGCUAGCAUAGGCAAAAAAGGCCGACAGGUAUCAUGGGACGAUUUGACGAUGUUCAUUGUUGUUUUGAUUGCUAUACCUCCCGCGGUCUUUACCCAUUUCUUGGUCAAAAACGGUCUGGGACGAGAUAUCUGGACACUCAAAGCUGACCAGAUCACAAACGUUCUGUUCUACUACUUCCUGGGAGAGAUCUUUUACGUGACUGGCCUCGGCGUCUCCAAGAUCUCGAUUCUCUUCUUCUACCUUCGCGUCUUUCCGGCCAAGAGCUUUCGAAUCCUUACUUACAGCGUCAUGGCCCUCUGUGGAGUCUACACCAUCGUAUUCUUCGUCGUCACUCUGAUGCAAUGCCGGCCCAUUAGCAUGGCUUGGGAUCAAUGGGAUGGACUCCACGAGGGCACAUGCAACAACAUUCAUCUCCAAGGCUGGAUCGCGGCCGCUAUCAACAUCUUCCUGGACGUUGUUGUGAUGGCGCUCCCGAUGAAACACUUAGCAGCGCUGAACAUGGGUAUCAAGAAGAAGGUCAUGGUCAUGUCCAUGUUUGGUGUCGGUAUCUUCGUCGUUGUCAUCUCGGUCAUUCGCUUGGAAUCCCUCAUCCACUUCUCGAAUACGCAAAAUGUCACAUGGGACUACGUAGACGCCGGUCUAUGGAGUCUUAUCGAAAUCGACGUUUCGAUCGUCUGCGGAUGCAUGCCUGCUCACCGGCUAUUGAUCGCCAAGUUCUGGCCGAAGAUACAGUCGACAGUCGGAGCAAGCAAAGCCCUUUCCACGAAAGGUUCAAAGUUCAACAGUACCAAUAACACGACGAUCAGCUCUACGGCCCCCGAGAAGUCAGUCCGUCUCUCCAUAAAACCCAAAGCCAAGGACGAGAAUAACUUCAUUCCGUUGGACGACAUGGACGAUAACAGCGAUCGAGCCAUGUUGACGAAACGCGACGCCGAACGAGACUCCAGGGGUUGGAUCGUGGCAACGCAUGAAGUGGAAGUCACCCACAGGAAUGCUUCGGUGGUUACAGAGAACGCCAACGAUGGUAACCCCAAAGACUGGAACAAGCCUCCCACGAUGGGAAAAGAACAUGUAUGAGCCUUUCCAGGCGAUAUUGGUGUUACAGCUUCUUUAGCAUGGACACAAACGGAGUACAGGCGUCACAACCAAGGAUAUCCUAUAGACCGUAUCUUCAGAGAAAUGUAUAAUGUACUAUGUCUUUUACAUACUU